AACAGAAAAACUUUUCAUUUUUUAAUCAAAUAAUCUUAUAAAGAAAGAAAAUGAAUUCAUCAGGAGAUUCUAUGCAAAAGCCUCCGGCAAAAACUAAUCAAAACAUUCAAGUUUACGUGCGAAUCAGGCCAACUAACGCUCGCGAAAAAUUAAUCAGAUCAAAUGAAGUUGUAGAAGUUCAAGGACCAAGAGAUGUGAUCGCAAAACAAAUGCUUGAUUCACGAACUACAAAAAGAUUCUCAUUCGAUCGGGCAUUUGGGAUGGAUUCUCAACAGCAUGAAGUUUAUGCGGCUGUUGUUUCGCCUAUGAUAGAUGAAGUGUUAUCCGGUUAUAAUUGCACAGUAUUUGCUUAUGGUCAAACAGGAACAGGAAAGACGUAUACCAUGGUUGGAGAAGAGCAACCCACCCUAACAUCAACACAAGAGGAUGCAUCAAAUGUUGGAAUCAUUCCUCGAGCUUUAAAUCACCUUUUUGACGAGCUCCGUUUAAUGGAAGUUGAAUUUGCAAUGAGAGUUUCAUAUUUGGAGCUUUAUAAUGAAGAACUUUGUGAUUUGCUCUCAUCAGAUGACUCUGCGAAAAUAAGAAUUUACGACGACGUUAGUAAAAAAGGCUCAGUUAUAGUUCAAGGCCUUGAAGAAAUUCCAGUUCGGUGUAAAAGCGACGUUUAUCGACUGCUUGCUAAAGGACAAGAGCGAAGGAAAACUGCUGCAACUUUGAUGAAUGCGCAAAGCUCACGAUCGCACACGGUGUUCUCUAUACUCGUUCACAUCAAAGAAAAUGGGAAUGACGGUGAAGAAAUGUUGAAAAUUGGAAAACUCAAUUUGGUAGACUUAGCUGGAAGCGAAAAUAUAUCAAAAGCUGGAAAUGAAAAAGGCAUUCGUACUCGUGAAUCGGUGAACAUAAAUCAAUCUCUUUUGACACUUGGCCGAGUUAUCACAGCACUUGUCGAAAGAACUCCACACAUUCCAUAUCGGGAAUCAAAAUUAACUCGUUUGUUGCAAGAAAGUCUUGGUGGUCGUACAAAAACUUCUAUCAUUGCAACAGUGUCGCCAGGUCAUAAGGAUUUGGAAGAAACGUUGAGCACACUCGACUAUGCUCAUCGUGCUAAGAAUAUUCAAAACAAACCGGAAAUUAAUCAACGAUUAACCAAGAAAGUUGUGCUUAAAGAGUACACUGAAGAGAUUGAUCGACUUAAACGUGAUCUCAAUGCAGCUCGUGAGAAAAAUGGAAUUUACUUGGCGUCAGAUACAUACAAUGACAUGCUUUAUAAAAUGGAAACGCAACAAAAGGAGUUGAACGAGAAGAUUCAUUUAUUUAAAAAUCUUAAGGAAGAAUUGCAAGACAAGAAUCGAAAGUUUGAUGAGUGUCAGAGAAACUUGGAUGAGAUUUCCACACAUCUUCUCGUUGAGCAAGGAAAAGCAAGAAUAACCGAAGCUGAAUUAUCAAAAACAAGAAGAAAUUUACGCAAAACUGAACGCCGAUAUGAGGAAACAAAGCAUAUUGUUGAAUGUCAAGAGAAAACUGAAAAUCUUCUUGCUGAUCAUGCAAAACAAUUAAUAAAAGUCGUAGAAGAAGCUUCUGUAGAUUCGCAUUCCUUAAUUGACUCGAUUGACCGUCGUAAAGUGGUUGAAGAGAAUGCUUUAUCUGUCACCGAUUUGUUGAUGAGAAAUCUUUCAAACAAUAUUUUGGAAAUGCGACAUGAUAUGGAAGAAUUGAAAAAGAAGCACACAGAAAGCACAAAUUACAUUAUAAAUGAUUUAAAUGUUAAUACAAAAGAGAAAUCACAAUUUAUGUCUUACUUAAAAGUGAACUUAGAAGAGAUUAAAACUUUACGGAACGAGACUAACGAAACUAUCAACAAGGUAAUCAACGAUUGGAAAUCAAAAGCCGAUGAGAAUAUUCAGUCUAACUCUGCUUUGAUUCAUGCAUCCAUUAGAGAAAUGGAAAAACAACAGAAUGCGUUCAAAAUAAAUAUUAACGAAAAAAUUCAUUCAAUCGAGGAAAUAGUGAUGAAAGAAAAGGUUGACAAUGAAAUGAUGCAGAGUCAACUUCUUCAAAAGAUUAAUGAGCAAAAUGCUGAAAUUGACAACUUUUGUGUUAAUUUAAGAAUGAAGAUUAUUGAACAUUGCAAGGAUUUUUCAAAUCUUUCCACUCAAUUAAAGAGCAAAACCAAUUUACAGAAAGUUAAGAUUUUAGAGAUUCAGAAACUUUUAAAGGAUGUUGAAGAAAUUUCUAAUGAACUUGAUCCAAUCCAAAACGAUAUGAAGAAUCUUAAUGAUGGAUUAAAAUUUUUAGAAGAAACUGAUAUCAAAAGUUUCAGUGAAAAGAACUCUUUAAUUCUGGGUGAAAAAAUUGGACAUUUAAAGAAUAUUGAAGAUUCAAAUAAUGAAAUAUAUGAAAAAAUGAUGCAGCAUGUGAAAAAUACUUCUGAACUCAUAAAGGAAGACGACGAAAAUGUUAAAGAUUGGUUGAAACGACAAACUGAAGUUACAACAUCAACAGAAAAUGAUCAAAAGAGUGAAUUGAUGGUUUUAGAAUCUAAUGUGAGCAAACAAUUGGAGGAAUCUGAAACUAUUGAUCAACAAAAAUUAAAGAUUAUUAAUGACUUGAUACAAAAUGAAAAAUCUCGCUUCACGGUAAACACUCAAGAAGUAAAAUCACUCGUGCAACAGACUCUCGUUGGUAUUGUGCAAAAAGCUCAAAAUGACGUUUUUUCGAAACUUUCAAACUGUUCCAUUGAAAUCUUGCAAUUUCAAGAAGAAGAUGUGCUGAAAUAUAGACCAACUGGGGAAACUCCAAUGAGAAAAGAUUAUAAAUUUAAAAAAGAUUUGGUUGCCACUUCUCCACAUGAUCGAAUUAUUAAACGCUAUCGAAUUGCUAAAAACUUGUCAGAUUCACAACUCGAUGCUUCAAUAGCAGAGAUUGGAACAAACGAAGACUCUAUGAUAAACUCAACCCCGCUUCGCAUUCAAAACAGUACUGCUGAAUUUGAAAAUAUCAGAGAACUUAAGGACCUAGAAAUCUCGAAAGUAUCUAAAGAUGAAAAGGAAAAUCAAGUUCAAUCCAUGACCGAAUAAUCUCAGCUGUGUAUUAAUACGGCAAUUGUUUACAUGCAUAGAUUUUAUGCUUUUCACUCGUUUACGCUAUUUCAUCGAAACAGCAUAGCAGCAGCGGCUUUCUUCCUGGCAGCAAAGGUUGAGGAACAACCGCGAAAAUUAGAACAUGUGAUAAAAAUCCUGAAUAUUUGCCUGGAAAAGAAUGAAAACACACGUGAAAAUUAUGCUGAACAGGCUCAGGAAUUAGUCUUUAAUGAAAAUGUUUUACUACAAACACUUGGUUUCGAUGUGGCGAUUGAUCAUCCUCAUACUCACGUUGUACGUGCGUGCCAGCUAUUUAAUAUCGUGACAGUUUCUAGAGAAUUAAGGCAAACUUGUUAUUUCAUGGCUUCGAAUAGUUUGCAUCUAACUACAAUGUGUUUAAAAUAUCGACCAACUGUUGUAGCUGCCUUUUGCAUUUACAUUGCUUGCCAAUGGUCGAGAUGGGAGAUUCCUGACUCUUCCGAGGGUAAAGCCUGGUAUAGCUAUGUAGAUGAAAAUGUCACAACUGACACACUGAAAAAAUUGACAGAAGAAUAUCUUCAAAUAUUAGAAAGAAGUCCUUCUAAAUUCAAAAGCAAAAUGAAAGCCAUCACGUCAAAUGGUCAAACAGCGCCAAAUCAAAAUCCUUCAGUGCAUUCUAGAGAUGAUGGCCCUUCAACAUCUCAUGCUCACCAUAGAAACCAGCAUGACCGACAUCAUCAUCAUCAUGGUCGAAGUAAUUCUGGAAGUAGUUCAAACAACCUGCAUAGGAAACAGCCACAAAUUGUUGAAGUUGGACAGUCAUCUUCGAAACAGUCACAGCAUCCUUCAGUUCAAGCGACGACGUCUUUUAAAAGUCAAAAUUUAUCUCAAAGUAGUUCCAACUCAUCGUCGCUUGUACAAAGACCGACAAGACCGUCAGGAAAUCCCCAACCACAUCCACAAAUUUCUUAUUCAGGAAAUAACGACAGCAAUAGUAACACACAAAAGUCCUUAAAUGAAGAUCGAACACAGCAUCGACAAGUGAUUGCAGAAACUUCUGUCACUUUUACUGGCUCUUCACUUCCACGUCCUAUCGUUGAUUCGCAAAAGCGUUUGAAUUCAAGUCAACAAUCGAUAAAUAUGCCAUCACACCAACAACAACAACAACAACAACCACAACAAAAUAAUCCUCAUAUUAAACCUACGAGUCAUGAUCAAAGGCAUGUCCAACCUUCGAUCACGAAAACGCAAUUAGAAUAUCAUCAAAAAGGUGUUAAACAAAAUAUUUCUGGCAAUGAUUUUACGAAUCGAUCAACUUCAUCAACCACCCAGCCUAUGACACAAAAACAAGGAAACCAUAUAAAACCAUCACAAGUUUCACAUCAUCAACAAACUACCCAUUCAAAUCAUCCAAAUAUUAACUACACAACAACUUCAUCAACGACAAGUAACGUCCGUAGUAAUUCACAAUCUUUGCCAUCAUAUAAUGAAUCAACAAUGACAAAGCAAGCUUCAAUAUCACAACAAUCAUCAAGUCAGAGUGAUUUUUGGUUCAAUGAUAAUAACAAACUACAAGAAACAUCAACAAAAGUGACGACACCUCCAUCAACAAGACCAUCAAAAUCGAUGUUUUCUCCAAGUCCUGAAAAUGACGCUUUCGAUCGAACAAAGAUGCUUAUGAUGAAUCCUAUGAAUGCUAGCGUUAAACAACAGAAACAAAAUGAAAGUCCAAAAAUAGAUAAACAAGAUCGAAGAUCAUCAACACCAAGUAAGAAAGAAAGGAAACCUGAUAUGGCGAAAAUUCUCCAACAAAAUGAUCGAAAACCAAUAAAUUCGAGAAUGGAAAAUUCUUCUUCAAUAACUUCUACUCUUAUUAAUGAAUCGUCGUCUAAAAAGCGACCAUUCACGUUAGUCGACGAUGGAAUAUCUUCAAAUGAAUAUAAUCGUGACAACAAAACGAGAAAAGUGGAACAUACGACAAAAGUUGAGCCACCAACUGGUCCGAUAAUGAAGCAACCAAUUGAAACAAAUCCUGAUAUCGUGAAGUCACUUCUUCAAGAAUGUUACACUUCCAAUAAAUUUGAUUCAUUCGGAAUGGACAGUCCGUUAGAUGUCAUUAAUCCUGAAGCUGCUUCAAUUCCAACUCAACUUAAUGUUUCUUUCCAAUCUCAAACUAAGCAACAAGAGCCACUGAAAGAUACAAAUUUAAUAUCUAAGUUGGAACUGUCAAGAGAUAAUGGAUUUGAUGACGAUCAUCAUCAUAAGAAGAGUAAAUCUAAGAAAAAGAAAGACAAACAUCGUCAUAAAGAAACACAUAAACCAAAAAAGAAGAAAAGCCACAAAUCUGAUCGCGAGGAUCGUGAUGAUCGUGACGAUCAAAAAGACUCUUCCCUUAAAAUUAUUUUGUCUAAAGAGAAAUCUGAUUCCAAGAGCUCUCCAGAAAAUGUUCUUACUCCAGGUGGAUUGAAAAUCAAAAUACCUAUAAAGGAUGUCGCAAAAUCGGAAUUGUCUAACUCUUUAUCUCCAAUGCCUCCAGCACCGUUAAAAUUGAAAAUAUCAAAAGAAAAAUUUAGUGCAUUCAAUAACUCAGGUCAAACGUUAAAUGAUGGCGGAUUGUCAGCAUCUUCAUCUCACAAAAAGAGAGACAAAGAUCGAUCCAAAUCAAAGACAUCUAAACAUGGUAACAAUAAUAACAAUUCUGACUUCAAAGAUGUUGGCUUUCAGCAUCAACAAUUGUCAGUUAAUAAGAAGAGCUCACAAGCUCCUAUGCAGCAAUGUCAAACUUCGAAUGCCUUAAAUCCUAGUUCUGUAUUUGGAAAUAAUUCAUUUCAACAACAACAGCAUCGAUCUGGCUUGUCUCAACAUUUGCAACACCAACAGCGUCAGCAGGCUCAACAGUAUCAACAACAUCCAACACUGAAUCCCCAAUUUUCACAACAACAAAAUGUUAAUGAUAUCUAUCAUAAUCCCAAUGUGAAUUAUACAAAUGUCAAUAACAAUAGCAACAUAAGCAAGAAAUAAUUUCCUAGAAUAUUUUUGAAUUUAUUUCGAAAUCUUCGGUCAUUUUAUCUUAUUUACUUUCUAAACAUAUUUAGAUAUCUAAAAUAUGUAUUUACGAAGAAUGCCGAAAUAAAUUGUGUACAUAAUUAAGGUAAUGUUUAGGAUUGAAACUCAAUUUGAAUUUAAGUUCUAGUUAUAUAGACAGACAUGCAUUAAAUCUGUUAAAACAAGUGUUCGUCCAUAAUCCUUUAAGGAUCCAUUGUCACAAUACUUCCAGCAGUUUUAAUUUAUUUUUUAAAUUGGGAAACACCAAAAAUCAUUUUUUUUGUCACACUUCCGACCUAUUUAUCAUUUUCAAUUCUCUCUGCUAUCCGGAAAAUAUCAUAAGACAUUGCUUUGAGGAAAAACGCAAUAAAAAGUGCUUGUAAAUAAAUACACAAUUUAGUUCAUGUAAUUAAAUGAAACAAAUUUUUCUAACAAUACGAAUUUGAAUAGUUUUUGUUAAUGAAUUGAAGAGUCUGAUAAGGUUUAUAUCUCUAAAAUGAAGAGAAGAAAUUAUGAGUACAUAAGAAAAGUUUGAUAGAAUUUUCCGGGAAAAGGAAACUCAAAAUACUAAACUUUUUAUGUUCAAGUAGUUUUUUGAGAAGAAACAAAAUUGAAUAAUUGAUGAUUACUUUCUCUCGACUUCUAAGUAUUUAUAAUAACAUAUUAUUAUGAAUUCGUGGAAAACUAUGUUAUAACAUAAAUAAAUAAAAUGUAGGCUAAACAAAUUAAAAAAAAAGUUAUCAUACUAAUUAAAAAAGAGGAAAAAACAUGAAUAAAAAUUAUAAUUCUGGAUGAGCACUG
Messenger RNA from Clunio marinus, 6905 nucleotides. The record is from the annotation of a GenBank genome assembly. Lineage: Eukaryota; Metazoa; Arthropoda; Insecta; Diptera; Chironomidae.